This is a messenger RNA of Monopterus albus (swamp eel), 1393 nucleotides long. Its product is annotated as NF-kappa-B inhibitor alpha-like. The coding region runs from base 73 to 996 and encodes 307 amino acids. Gene Ontology annotation, molecular function: NF-kappaB binding. Gene Ontology annotation, biological process: cellular response to tumor necrosis factor; toll-like receptor 4 signaling pathway. Gene Ontology annotation, cellular component: cytosol. The transcript has 6 exons. Lineage: Eukaryota; Metazoa; Chordata; Actinopteri; Synbranchiformes; Synbranchidae. The record is from RefSeq and is a predicted model, not a curated record.
UUCAGCUACUUCACUCUGCCCUGAUCUUUGGAUAGAGACUUAGCUGUUUCUUCUGACAGUCGCGAAGUCAGCAUGGCCGUCCACGGAGUGCCUAACCACAAUCAAAUGGAUUAUAAUGUCGAUAAUAUGGAUCCGAAACAUGGGAAACUGCUGCCCUGCCAGGACGACCGUCUGGACAGCGGACUGGGUUCCCUGAAAGAAGACGAGCUGGUGAACGACUUUGACGAGUUGACUUUGGGCUCACAGGCACACACACACGAGUACGAGACUUGGAGAACUGCAGUGACUGAAGACGGUGACACGCUUCUGCACUUGGCCAUCAUUCAUGAAGCCACUGAGCAUGCCCUCCAGAUGAUCAAGCUGUCCCACAGUCACCCCUUUCUCAACAUACAGAAUCACCAGAGACAGACUGCCCUCCAUCUAGCAGUAAUCACAGAGCAGCUGCAGCUGGUGGAGAAGCUGCUGAAGGCCGGCUGUGACCCAAGGCUGGCUGACAACAGUGGGAACACGGCUCUGCACAUUGCUUGUAAGAAGGGCUCCCUCGCCUGCUUCGCCCUCAUUACUCAGAACUGCCAGCGCCACCUCACCUCCAUCCUGUCCUUCCCCAACUACAGUGGACAUAACUGUCUCCACUUGGCAUCUAUCAACGGCUACAUUUCACUGGUGGAAAGCCUUGUUCAGCUGGGUGCAGACAUCAAUGCACAGGAGCAGUGCAGUGGGCGAACAGCACUUCAUCUUGCUGUGGAUCUUCAGAACCCGGCACUGGUCCGUUGUCUCCUCGAGCUCGGCGCUGAUGUUAACAGCUUGAACUACGGUGGCUUCACGGCGUACCACCUCACCUAUGGGCGCCAGAACGAACAGAUCCGCUGCCAGCUCUAUGAAAAGACAGCACAGGAGCUGAGGGAGCUGCCUGACAGUGAAUCAGAUGAGAGCGAUAUGGAGGACCUGGACCUGUCGGAAGAUGAGCUGUAUGACGAUAUAACAUUCGGGAAAUAAACAGAACCAUCUCUCUACUGGAGGUGUCAACGACAGUGAAGCUGCUACUGGGCUGCCCAGCCAUGGGUCCCAGUGAGGGACAAAACAGUGUCCGUCCCCCCGUCCAGAUCCAAGCCCACAGGUGCUGGCCCCGGGAUCACAAACAUGAAUGAAGAUGGUGUCAGUCUGGUCAUGUCUGGUCCAGAUCACAGAACUCUGUGCCAAAAACCAAAACACCAAAGACUAUGACCUCCAUACAGUCCUUCUGUAUAAUGUAUAAAUAUAUAGAUGUGUAUAUACCAGAGAAGACGUAAUAUAUUGUAAAUACAGAGAUAUUAUUUUUGUACGUGUACAUAUACCGUAUGUUGUGUGAAUUUAAACACUAUUAACAAAAAUGCUCAGAAUAAAAAUAAGUCUA